Molecule: messenger RNA, 1104 nt
Organism: Mesorhabditis belari
Lineage: Eukaryota; Metazoa; Nematoda; Chromadorea; Rhabditida; Rhabditidae
Source: the annotation of a GenBank genome assembly
AUGAAUUCGACAAGCAACGAGGCAUCCACCGACGCGUCAACCGAGAAAAUCUUCUACACUUUAUUUGUCUGUUUUGGCUUGCCGAUGAAUAUUUCUACAUUUUUCUAUAUGAUGAAAAGAUAUAAACACGCUCGAAGUUUCCUUCUUCUCCUACACAUCAAUCUCAAUUUGACGGAUAUUUUGGUACUCGGCCCAUCUCUGAUCGGCAAGCUUGGAUGGUUGAUCACUGAGGACUGGCUGGCCGGAGAUUUGAUGUGUCGGCUCAUGAGAUUCGUCGAUAUGUUCGCUUUCAUGGCCAGUUCAAACAUCAUGGUCUGCAUUGCGCUGUAUCGACUCUAUGCAUUGAGAUAUCCCCUUUGGGUGUCAGCCGUUGGUCAUUCCCGUGUUCCGCGGAUGCUCUUCAGUGCUUGGGUCAUUGCCGCGAUGACUUCACUUCCACAGCUUUUCCUUUGGCAAGAAGCGAUGAUCGGCGGACGACCGAAUUGCGUAAACACGUGGAUGGUCGAUUUCUCGCCAGAGACUUUUUGGAACGAUGGGGCUAAUAAAAUGUUGAUCUACGUAGUCGCUUCAUCAAUCGUCGUUUUCUACAUCCCGUGCGCAAUUUUGGUCAUUUGCUAUGUGUUGAUCUUGAAGGACAUCUAUGCAACGCUGACAUACGACUCUGACGCCUCGUCCGUCCUCUACAUCGCCGAGUUGACUCGUUUAUCAUCGUGUGGAAGAAGUAGCAAAGAAAAGCAACAACUGCAACAACAACAAAUUCAAGGGAAUGCUGUUGCUUUACAUCCACAACAGAGCUCACUUCGAGGACAAGAUCGAUUCCAGCGGGCAAAGAUUCGCUCUCUUCGCAUCACUCUCUUCUUGAUUCUAUGCUAUGUGGUCACCUGGUUGCCGUACAAUAUGCUUAUCUGGGUGAUGGUUUACGAUCUGAGCUACUACAUGAUGACUCUUGAAUCAAAGCUUUACUUCUUGAAUUGUUUGGUUUAUUUCAAUUCUGUCAUCAAUCCGUUCAUUUAUGGAAGAUGCCAAGGCCUGAAAAUGCUGUGGCGUUGGCGGAACACCACUGGACAGAAAAAGUCGAAACAUUUAUGUUGGAUCUUGCAGCAU